AUGGCCGUGCGCGUCGGUCUGGCCUCCGGCGCCUCCCCCGCGGCCACCUUCCCGAACAGCCACCUGCUGGAGCCUCGCGCGAGCCUCGGCGCCUGGGCGCCUCCGCAGCAGCCGCGCGCGCUCGACGAGCUCCGCAGGGCCGUGCGGGAGGAGGACUGGGCCCGGAACUACGCCGAGUCCGUCACGAAGAUCCAGAUGCAGGCCGAGUGGUCGGCGAGCCCGGAGAGGUGCGCGAUGCUGCAGGCGAUGGCGUCCGCCUCGAGGGCCGAGCGCGUGCUGGAGAUCGGCAGCUUCUGCGGGGCCGCGGCGCUGGCGCUGGCCGAGGUGCUGCCUACAGGCGGCGAGGUGCUCGCACUGGAGCUGGACGAGUACGCGGCGAGCUUUGCCAAGCGCUUUCAGGCGCGUAGCCCCAGCGGCCAUAAGGUCAAGCACAUGGUGGGCCCCGCAGUGGCAUCCCUGCGGGAGCUCGCGGAGGCGGUCGCGGCCGGGAGGUGCCGGCCUUUCGAUUUCGUCGUGGUGGAUGCCGACAAGGAGUGCAUGGAGCAGUACUUCGACCAGCUGUGGAGCACCCCAGGGAUGCUCAGCGAGGACGCCGUCGUCUGCGUGGACCUCACCCCCUUUAAAGGGCAGCCGCCGCUGCGCUACGUGAAGUACGGGUUCCCCUAUCAGUACCAGGCCGAGUCUGGCCAGAAGGCCAUCGACGCCCUGCGCGCGAGCGUGGCCGCCUCGCCAAGGUUCGCCGCCUACGAGUUCGGGCAGAUGCUGGUAGUGAAGGGCAAGCCCGCCUGGUGA
Molecule: messenger RNA, 792 nt
Organism: Prorocentrum cordatum
Lineage: Eukaryota; Dinophyceae; Prorocentrales; Prorocentraceae
Source: the annotation of a GenBank genome assembly